Vombatus ursinus (common wombat) is the source of this 4307-nucleotide messenger RNA. It is a transcript of the gene CHST3, whose product is annotated as carbohydrate sulfotransferase 3. Gene Ontology annotation, biological process: N-acetylglucosamine metabolic process; carbohydrate metabolic process. Gene Ontology annotation, cellular component: Golgi membrane. Lineage: Eukaryota; Metazoa; Chordata; Mammalia; Diprotodontia; Vombatidae. The transcript is spliced from 4 exons. Gene Ontology annotation, molecular function: N-acetylglucosamine 6-O-sulfotransferase activity; chondroitin 6-sulfotransferase activity. Bases 437 to 1816 code for a protein of 459 amino acids. The record is from RefSeq and is a predicted model, not a curated record.
CCAGUGGGGAGGUGCUCGGAACAAGCUGGGUGCCGAGAAGGGGAGGAGUUGGCCAGAGCUCUGUAAAGUCAGGAUCAGGCCCCCAAACUGGUGGGUGGAGGGAAAAAAGAAGCAUUUCGGCCGGGCCUCGGAGUUGCAGUUGGGUCUUGGAAACUUGGUGUCUGGGCGAUGUGUCUGGGUGUGCGCAGCGCUUCCGGAGAUUUAGAACUCCCCUGGGGUCUUGGCAUCUACAGUCUCUGCUGCCUUGGUGGACAGAUGCAUUGCUGCAGGCCAGAGUGGGGCCUACAAACUCAGCUCUCUUGACGUGGGUGUCCUCCACCUGAUGCCAAGAUCAAAGAUGUGGUCCAGCUAACUACCCAAGGUUAGGGGCUGGACAGCUUGUUGGGAGGGGAAGGAGCUCCCAGAGCCCCUCCCUCUCUCUCCCCAGUAGAUUCCCAUGGAAAGAGGACAUUCUUGGCCUCAGGAUACUCGGGACCUUCUGCACAGCCUGAGAAUGAGGAGCAAAUAUGCUCUUUUCCUGCUGUUUGUGGUUAUCGUUUUUGUCUUCAUUGAGAAAGAAAAUAAAAUCAUAUCAAGGGUCUCCGACAAGCUGAAGCAAAUCCCACAGUCCCUAAUGGAUGCCAACAGCACCGACCCAGCCCUGAUCCUUUCGGAGAAUGCGUCCCUCCUAUCCCUGAGUGAGCUGGACUCUUCCUUCUCCCAGCUCCAGGAGCGGCUCCGAAACAUCACCCUGCAGCUGGGCGAGGGGCCCGAGGAGCUGCCCCUGGGCCCACGACGGCACGUGCUUCUGAUGGCCACCACCAGGACCGGCUCCUCCUUCGUGGGGGAGUUCUUUAACCAGCAAGGCAACAUCUUCUACCUCUUCGAGCCUCUGUGGCAUAUCGAACGGACGGUGACCUUUGAACCUGGGGGAGCCAAUGCCGCCGGCUCGGCCCUGGUCUACCGGGACGUGCUGAAGCAGCUGUUCCUCUGCGACCUCUACAUCCUGGAGCACUUCAUCACCCCGCUUCCCGAGGACCAUCUGACUCAGUUCAUGUUCCGGAGAGGGUCCAGCCGCUCGCUCUGCGAGGAGCCUGUCUGUACGCCCCUUGUCAACAAGGUGUUUGAGAAGUACCAUUGCAAGAACCGCCGCUGCGGCGCCCUCAACUUAACCCUGGCCGCGGACGCCUGCCGACGCAAAGAGCACAUGGCCCUCAAAGCCGUGCGCAUCCGACAGUUGGAGUUCCUUCGCCCCCUGGUGGAGGACCCCCGCCUGGACAUGCGGAUCAUCCAGCUGGUCCGGGACCCCCGGGCCGUGCAGGCGUCCCGCAUGGUGGCCUUCUCUGGCAAGUAUGAGACCUGGAAGAAAUGGGUGGCGGAAGGGGAGGCCCGCCUGCGGGAGGACGAGGUGCAGAGGCUUCGGGGCAACUGUGAGAGCAUCCGCCUCUCCGCCGAGCUGGGCCUGAGCCAGCCCUCCUGGCUACGAGGCCGCUACAUGCUGGUCCGCUACGAGGACGUGGCCCGCUCGCCUCUGCAGAAGGCCCGGGAGAUGUACCGCUUUGCGGGCAUCACCCUCACCUCACAGGUGGAAGAUUGGAUCCGUAAGAACACCCAGGCCCCACGGGACAGCAGCGGCAUCUACUCUACCCAGAAGAACUCGUCGGAGCAGUUUGACAAGUGGCGCUUCACCAUCCCGUUCAAGCUGGCGCAGGUGGUCCAGGGUGCCUGCGGCCCCGCUAUGGAGCUCUUUGGCUACAAGCUGGCCCCUGAUCCAGCCACCCUCACCAAUCGCUCCAUCAGUCUGCUGGAGGACCGGGGCACCUUCUGGGUGACGUAAUGGCAGAAGGGGGACUGGAUCUUUAGCCACGAUCCCCAUCCUCAGCCCCCUGACCUCCUACUGAUGUCGACUGAAACUGAAAUGCAACAGAGAAGUCAGAGCAAUGACACGGAGCCUGAAGAGGGUGGGGGUGUGGUGGCAAGGGUCAUCCAGUAAGAAGUUAAAUGAGCCAGGCACGUCCUUCUUGCUAGAGAAGUAGGCCUUAUCCCCACUCCAACCCCAUCCCCCAUUUGUCACUUUCCAACUUAUUCUCUUGCGGCCAAGAUUUCCCAGGACAGAAAGAGACCAGGGCAGGUUCCUGACCCGCUUAGGGGACUUUCAACCUCCAUCUGACAGGGAUGAAUUUUCCCCGGGGAGGUGGGGGGAGGGGGGGGUUGAGGCUAGGCUGGGAGGGUGGAUGUCCUGACUUCAUUUCACCCUUUGACAGCACGCUCUGCCUCCUGCCCCCUCCUCCCCAUCUCCAUACAAGUGCCUCCCUGUUCCUGCAGGGUACUUGGGUACUAAACAUUCAAAGCGAGUCCACUCACUUUUAUUAUAAUUGUUGAGGAAGAUGGACCUGGAGGUGAAAGAGACUCCUCACCUCCUUGGGAUAAUAAGACUGACCCGAAGGGCCUCAUUUAAAAUGGCAAUGGCAAACUCCCAGUUCUGAGUGAGACCCCUGCCUGUGUCUGGUUCUCACUACUACCUCCUUUUAUCUAUAAGUUUCCUCACUUUUGUGGCAGAUGGGCUGCAUUAAACUGGCUUUUGACCAACCCUCGAACAACUUAUUUAUGACACCCCACCCCACCCCCAAGGGCCCUAGCCAAAGUCAUUUGGCUCCUACAGAGCCUCUCUCUCCUUGAGGGCUGCCCAGGCCUACCACUGGAAGGCAGGAUCAAAGCUUGGCCUAGGGGGACAGAUAAAGGGCUCCUCUGGCUGACUGGCUGGCUGGCUGGGGGAGGGGAUUUAGAGCUGAAGCUGGAAGUGCCUAGGGAAGGUUCAGGGGAGAAGGGAGAACAGGACAGCCUCUCUAGAAGGCAUUGGUUCUUUUCCUACCCCUCCUUUAGACCACAAACUAGCCAUCAAGGUGACAAAUCAGUGUCUCAAAGCCCCCCUCUCCAACCUCCUUGAGGUUUCUGGGGAGAAAAACUGUUCAGCUUGGUAGGGGACCAUUAUUUGGGGCUUUAAAGUUAUUCAUGGUUUGGUUUCUUCCUUUGCUAUUUUUCUUUCAGCAAGAAGUAUUGGUUGGAGGUGGUUGGUAGAGAAGGCGGUUGGGGCCUUGAGGGAAACUUGAAGAAACCAGAGGCUGGGGCCAUUGCUACAGGGGGGUCCCCAGAAACAAACUGAGGCAGCUGGAGUCAAUUGGAGUCUGCUCAGCCCUAUCUCCCCUCCCACCACCAGCCCUGCUUUUCAUCAGACUUGUCUUCAUUACCCCUUUUGUUUUCCAGGAUCUUGGGGUUCUUCCCCUUCUCCUCAGAGAAGCACCCUGGCCUCAGGAGGCUGUCUCCACGUACAUGUUUUGCUUCUAAAGACAAUGUCCAGUGACAAGCUCCCCCUCUCCCCUCCAAGGUCAUGGCCUAGAAAUUAACACACAAAAAUGCAGUUGUUCCACAGUUAAUUAAUUCCACCAGCAUUUAUUAAAGUGCCUUCAAGUUACCAAAGCUCUGUACCAGAGACUGGGCAUCCAAAGAAAAAAAACACAAAACAGAACAAGAAAACAGUGCCUGCCAUCCAGGGAGCUUACAUUCUCCUGGGCAAUUCAGCAUGAGAGUUACACAUCCAGUCAUCCCAGGCCAGCAUAUGUGGUGAGAGAAAUGUGACAUUCUAUUUGGGGACUGGUCAUAGCUCAGGGGAACAAGAAAGAAACAUUCCUAAAAGCAGCCAAAAUACAGAGUGUCCAGAACCAUGAUGGAUCCAUCCUUGGUUUGGGGGCUAUUUCAAUUGGGGGAGCUGUAGUUGUGCAUGGAUGUCUCUGUUCUUGAUUUCAUAUUCCAUAUAUGGGCUGUGCAGGAAUGUGUCUCUAAUGCCCUCCUCCAAUAGAGAGAUCUUCAUUUUGAACAAAAUGGACUGAGACUCAGAGAAUCCAGUAGCACUGUCUAGGAGCCUCUUCCCACCUCAGGAUGUGUGUUGCUGAAGACAUUUCUGGCAGGUCCAGAAAUGUUUUUUCCUAAAGAGGGGACUACUUUCUCCCUCCUCCCUGUCCCCACCCCUCCUUUACCUGCUGGUUCCCAAGAGUGGAAAAUUACCAGCUCCAGUAAGGCUUCGAGGGGUGAUGGAGGAGCCAUUACCUCCACUCCCAGUGUUGUUUUCUGGGGGGGGCCUAGUCUUGCACAUGUUGCCAGCUCCCUGCUCCCCACAUCGCCAUCCCCCCUCCUCCCACCAGAGAUUUUUGGAGAACUCUUUUGAGAAUGAACUUGGGAGGGGAGGGUUUCCUAUCUUUGGAAUAUUGUUCACUGCAAAUUGAAUUAAUUUAUUUAUUUUGUGAAAAGAUGAAAAAUAAAAAAUAGUUUAU